GAAGUACUUGAUCAAAGAACAUAUUUUCAUUUUAGAAAUAUUUGUUUCAACCUUAUAAUUGUUUUAAUCUUUUUGAGUAAAACUCUCAAAUAUAAACACAGCAGAUUUUGUUAUUAAUUAGUAGUGAUAGUUGAUAGUGAUAAGGAGAAACUGAGGUAGAAAACGAUGCUGGCUAAAAUUUUCAUUGUCUUAUUUUUGACAGGUUUAUUGAAUACAGUGUCCAGUGAUGAUUCUCUGAUCCUUUAAAGAACCAUUGAAAACUACAGAUAACUGGACAGCUGUUUCUCCCUAUCCUGGAACACGUCAACAAUAUGGACCAACUUUUGACCCCACAGGGAAUCGAGCCCAGAGUUCUUAUUUCACUAAGUGAUACAGUUGAUCAUUCAGCCACUGAGAUGGAAUCUGAUUUUAUCUAUGGAUUCUAACUUCUGUCAAUCAGAGAGAUGUGUAGCGACACCACCAGCCAGUGUCAUCGGCGAGUAACUGACCUCUCACCUGAUUUGGUGAACCCCAGUAGUUACGACUACUCACAACAACUCCAGGCAACUACAUUCUGUAGUCAGUCAUCAGUGAGCAUAUACAUAUAUAUAAACUUGUCACUGGCUAGAUUGCACGACAGUAUUAACUGAUGAUAUUGUGUCUAUUUAUUUUUCAGGAAUACCAAAAUGAAGUAAACAAAAAUGGAUAUGUCACGUUUUGUGAAUUAUGUGUCACAAAUGUACGUCGUAUUCGAUCGGCACUAUUGCACGACUACGUAAGAGAAAUGAUGGCCAAACUGUUGAGUGUCACAUGCAGUUUCAUACCUUAUCGUAAACCACGUGCAAAGUGUAAAGCCUUCUUCAAUGGUCCAUUCCAAGAGAAACUGCAUGAUUUCGCUAUGAAUAUGAGUGUUAAUGAGCCAUGCAGAUACAUCGGAGUAUGUCUUACUGAACAAAAUGAAAUGAUGACUGAAGAUGUUUCAUCUUUUGACAGUGCCAUGCUGCAGAUAUUCAAUACACUCAAAGAACACUUGAAAUUCACAGUCACACAAGAAUACAUCCAAGAGACAAUCGAACAAAUUUGCUCUUCUGAUAAACAAUGCUUCAAAACAUUUGAAAAGUAUGCGAAUACUUUAAUGGAAGUUUUUCACUAAAUUUUAAAUGAAUACGCUACAGUUAACACAAAGAAUUACCUUAAAUAUCUUCUGCUUUAUGUUAAUCCUUAUUUACUUUUUGUAAUGUUAAUAAUAUUUUAUUCAGAUGAAUAAUAUUACUAAUACGAAAUAAAAAUUGAGUUUUAUUCUCUAAUAUUUCUUG
Trichobilharzia szidati is the source of this 1295-nucleotide messenger RNA. NCBI's taxonomy places the organism in Eukaryota, Metazoa, Platyhelminthes, Trematoda, Strigeidida, Schistosomatidae. The record is from the annotation of a GenBank genome assembly.